UGUGGCACCUAUCAUGCCCAGCCUUCUCAGGGUACAGAGCAGGAGAAAAUGGAUUAUGCCCUCAACAAUAAAAGGCGGGUCAUUCGGCUGGUUCUGCAGUGGGCUGCUUUAUAUGGAGAUUUGCUACAAGAAGAUGAAGCAGCAAUGGCCUUCUUGGAGGAAUUUUACGUAUCUGUAUCAGAUGAUACUAGAAUGAUUGCAGCACUGAAGGAGCAACUUCCAGAGCUAGAGAAAAUCGUAAAGCAAGUCUCUGAAGAACCUAAAGCAUCACAAAAGAAGCACAAAGUUCUUCUGCAGCUGUUCAACACAAGUGAUGAAAGAGCACAGAAACGACAGCCUAUCAGGGGCAGCGAUGAAGUUCUGUUUAAGGUGUACUGCAUAGACCAAACCUACACCACUAUCCGGGUGCCAGUGUCCUCCUCAGUGAAGGAAGUGAUCAGCGCAGUAGCAGACAAACUGGGUUCUGGAGAAGGCCUCAUCAUCGUAAAGAUGAGUUCAGGAGGAGAAAAGGUUGUGCUCAAACCUCAUGAUGUUUCAGUGUUUACCACUCUCAGUGUCAAUGGACGGCUGUUCGCUUGCCCACGUGAUCAGUUCGAUUCAUUGGCACCAUUACCAGAACAAGAAGGACCAUCUACUGGUACAGUAGGAACGUUCGAACUGAUGAGUUCCAAAGACUUAGCACAUCAGAUGACGAUUUAUGACUGGGAGCUCUUCAACUGUGUGCAUGAGCUGGAAUUGAUCUAUCACACUUUUGGAAGGCACAAUUUUAAAAAGACCACAGCAAAUCUGGACUUGUUUUUAAGAAGAUUUAAUGAAAUUCAGUUCUGGGUGGUCACCGAGAUUUGUCUUUGCUCUCAACUCAGCAAGCGUGUUCAGCUGUUAAAGAAGUAUAUUAAGAUAGCAGCCCACUGCAAAGAAUACAAAAAUCUGAAUUCCUUUUUCGCUAUCAUUAUGGGACUGAGUAACGUUGCUGUGAGUCGUCUCUCACUAACAUGGGAGAAACUUCCAAGCAAGUUCAAGAAGAUAUAUGCAGAGUUUGAAAGCUUAAUGGAUCCGUCAAGAAACCACAGGGCCUACAGAUUAACUGUAGCUAAACUGGACCCUCCAAUAAUUCCCUUCAUGCCCUUACUUAUCAAAGACAUGACGUUUACUCAUGAGGGAAACAAGACAUUCACUGACAAUCUGGUAAACUUCGAAAAAAUGCGCAUGAUUGCCAACACUGUCAGGACAGUGAAAUUCUGCCGAAGCCAAUCUUUCAAUCCUGACGCAGCCCUGGCUAAUAAGAACCACCAGGAUGUUCGGAGCUAUGUGCGGCAAUUAAAUGUGAUUGACAACCAGAGAACUUUAUCACAGAUGUCUCACCGGCUCGAACCGCGUCGAGCAUAAACACUGAAGCGAUGAUGAGAAAUGAUCCUCUCAAGGUCACUUGCUAAGAACUUCACUUUCUCUGCUACCGCACUGCCACUACAAAAACAAGCAAAAACACAUUCUAAGGUCUUAGGCAACGCACAAUGUCCCAGCCUGCCGGGGAACCUGGGCUGAGGAAGAAUUUAUGCACUGUAGGUGUACAGGUGGCCAUGUUGUGAGCUGUUAAUUCAUCUUAAAGUGUAGUAAGUGAUUUCUCAUAUGGAUUUUAAAAAAAAGGCAAAAGAUAAAAUAGAACAGUUAGUGGGAAAUGCACAAAAUGCUUUUAACAGUUCUAAGGUAGGUAGUGUUUUUUUCUCCCUAAUGAAAAAUCUGUAUUUUAUCGUUUACUCUCCAGGUCAGGACCAAAACUGAUCAUCAGUUUAGCUUGCCCAGCUACUG
This is a messenger RNA of Acanthisitta chloris (rifleman), 1806 nucleotides long. It is a transcript of the gene RAPGEF4, whose product is annotated as Rap guanine nucleotide exchange factor (GEF) 4. Gene Ontology annotation, molecular function: guanyl-nucleotide exchange factor activity. The record is from RefSeq and is a predicted model, not a curated record. The transcript is spliced from 14 exons. Gene Ontology annotation, biological process: Ras protein signal transduction; positive regulation of GTPase activity. NCBI's taxonomy places the organism in Eukaryota, Metazoa, Chordata, Aves, Passeriformes, Acanthisittidae. Gene Ontology annotation, cellular component: plasma membrane. The annotation marks the transcript as partial.